AUGGCAGAUAACGUCUUUGGCGAACCCAUCACAAACGCAACUUUGGAGGGCAUGCGAGAGUAUGCAGAUAGGCGGGGGCAAAUUGAAAGAAUCGACAGGGCACGCGUGGCCAUGAAUAUGAAAAACGUGGCCGGGAAGGACGUUAAAGCGCGAACACGUGUGGAAAAAUUGAAGGCAGAAUCCGGUGCCGGAAUCGCCACUCUCUGCCUUGUUUACAAUGCGACGGGAAGCACUCUAGAAUAUUGGGCUGCGUUUCUGCACGUCAGAGACCCCAAAAUUCAAUGGGGCUCUUCUGCCGCUGUAGUGUAUCGCGGAAAGAACGCUGGUGGUAUCAAUUGCGACUGGAUGCUGAGUUGGGCCAACCCGAAGGACAGGGUUACAUGGGACAACAGGGUCUACACGGAGGUUCGCAAAACUAACCACUUUAACAAUGAAGCAACUUGGGGCGAAGUCAACAAGCGCUUGUGUGCUACUCGGUCUCAGUUCUACCAUAAGGACACAUGGAACGGAUGUGUUUCAAUGAUCUCAACUGGCAGCGGCAUUUUCCCAAUUGUUGAAGGAAUACUCACUUUAGAAAAUGUCUGA
Molecule: messenger RNA, 585 nt
Organism: Malus domestica (apple)
Lineage: Eukaryota; Viridiplantae; Streptophyta; Magnoliopsida; Rosales; Rosaceae
Source: RefSeq, a predicted model, not a curated record